AAAAAUUAGCUUGGUGGCGAAAAAAACUGAAUACCUAGUGAAUUGUGUCAAAAAAAAUACUUGCAUUUUUUAAAGCUAUUAAGCACUUGUGUUCAUAAAGGAAAAAAUUUGAUCAAAGUAUCGUAGAAUUUUUGUCAAAUAUUCAUAAUUUUCUGUAGAAAAUUUAAUUAAACUUAACAAAAGAGAAAUGGAUUCUUCGCCACAAAUGAAAAGUGAGGACGCCGAGGACUGUACAAGUACUUCAAUGUAUUUAUCUUGCAAUGAAGAAAGCACCAUGUCGUCGGUCGCUUUCCAAACGUUAGAAGCAACGCUAGAGGACGAAUCGAUGGGAUCUGACUUAAAUAAAACGUUAGAACCUGUGAAUCAGCCUCCAUUCUUCCCAUUAAAAACUGUCAAGGAUGUCAACAUUGCGCCAAUAACGCCUUUAAGACCGUUAAUGGAAAAUUUACGAUCGAAAAAUUCUUGGCUCGCAUUAUCUUCUACACCAUCCAAAGAGCAAUUGUUGAAAACAGUUGACGUGACGCGUGGCUCGGAUGCUAAUCGAUGUAUGGAUUUGGGUUUUGCUUUUCAAGAAAUAGACAAAGAAAAUUUUUCUAAUCGGGCACUGAGCUCACUUAACACGGAGGACAAAGAAAAUGUUUUUCCUGAGAUAGGCGAUGGCUCGUCGGCAUCAUCCUCAGCAGCUACCACAAUCCUAGAACAAGACCCUCUUCAAAUUUCAGCGGCUGAAGUAAAGUCUAUGCCGGAUAAUAAAGAAGAAAUACAAGUCGCCAAAGAUACAGAUGCAGGAGGAUAUGAAAGCUUGGGAGGUAUGAACGAUGAAGGGAAAAGGCUUGAAGUCAAUGCAUCUCCACUGGAUGCAAUAAAUGCAACGGACGGUGCUUCAUUAGUUAAAAACGUUGACACAAAAGUGAGUGAGUCUGACAAAAUGAAACCAACCGUAGCCAUGCAUAAUACAAAUUUGCCAUCAAAGAAAGCUUCUAAGAUAUUGCCUCCUGGGCAAAUAUAUCAAAACAAAUUGAAAAUUCCUGAUAAGAAAGAUGUAACCUUAGAUCCGGAAGUCGACGUCUGUCAUCUGAUUAACAAAAUGUUACGAUUGUCUGACAGACAGCAGAAAAAGACUGCUGCAACUGGAGCAUUUAAGAAAAUAAAUGAAAAAUCACCGAUGCCAUCGAUAGCAGGGGAGAAGAGACGCGUCAGUUUUUCUCAGCAUAUGUCGAUAGUGGUGAAAACGACAUUAAACAGUCCCGCAAGAAAAUUAGCUCGCAAAAGCAUUGUGGGUGCAGCAACACAACAACCGCGACGCAGUGUUAUGCCCAUAAAAAGCGGUGAAAUCAACCAGUUUGUAAAAAGCGUAGGCACAACUCGCAAAAGUAUGUUACCAAGGGCUGCGAACGCAAUUGACAAAGUAACGGCUGCUCAAAUAGUUCCCCCUAAAAAAGACAAAUUGAAUAAAUUGGAAUCGUUAAAGCAUUCCAAGGUUGGAGUCAUGAGUGAUUCUAAAAGUAAGGCAUUACCGGCACCAGCAAAUGCGAAACCUGAAGCAAUAUUUGCUUGUAAAAUUUGUAAGGAGAAAUUUCUUAUAAAAUCUCUUCUGGACGCACAUAAACGUUCACAUGAACUCGACAUUAAUCCAUCUAAAUGCCUUAAGCGUCCCUCUAUGGUACCAAUAAAAACUGAUGGGUCAAUUUUUGGUUCCGAAAAUAAAUGUAAAUAUUGCGACAAGAAAUUCGCUCUAUUACGAGCCUUACAUAUACAUCUCUUGCAAAAUUGCCCAAAGAUUCCUCCAGCUGACAAGCGUAAGUUGCAAUUAACUGAGAUGGAUCACGUCGAAAAGGCACAAUUGCCAAACGUUUUCCUUAAUAAGCAACAUAGCGAUGCGUCGUCCAGCAGUGCCACACCAAGGGUAUCCUGCAAUUUCAAUAUUGGACGUCGAACUUUUAGAAGCCCUAUACGGCCCACCCCAGAUAUAAAAAAUGUAAAUAAAAAAUCGAGUAUUCUGGGACAAGAAAUGAUGGCGCCACCGUGUAAUUCAAAUUUGCCGCAAAUCAAACAAAAAAUACCGCAUUCAGGUGUUUAUUGCACGCCCAAAAAGUUGAUACCAUGUCGUUCGUGCAACGAGGUAUUUAAAAAUAUUCUUGACUAUACAAACCAUAAUCUCUCAGCACACGGCAACGGCUCUGCGAGAAAAUUACUUGACCUGAAAGCAACGGUUGCUCAAAUAUUUCCGCCUAAAAAAGAUAAAUUUAAUAAGUUGGUAUCCUUAAAGCAUUCCAAGGGUCUUCCACCGUUUAAUGUGUCUGGAAGUCCUUUUAAUGUGGUGCCAAUACAUCAUUAUCCCGAGCUAAUGAAGGCAACGUGUGCGCUUAUUAAUGCCGAAUGGCCACGCAGCGAAACGGCUCGAAUGCGUUCAUUGGAGGCGUCGUGCGACACAUUACCAUGCAGUUUAGUUUUAACAACAGAAGGUUUUAAUCGUGUUAUAGCGCAUUGCAAACUUAGCCCAAUACAAGCAAAAAAGAAGGCGUGCUUUAUUGAAUCUGUGGUGGUGGAUAAGAGUUUUCGUGGGCAAGGCUUUGGAAAACUAAUUAUGAAAUUUGCCGAAGAUUAUUGCCGCGUCGUUUUAGAUUUAAAAGUAAUUUAUUUGUCGACUAUCGAUCAGGACGGUUUCUAUGAACGUAUAGGCUAUACGCAUUGCCCACCUAUAUCAAUGUACGGACCUAGGCAUUGCGAAUUACCAAUCAUUUCAUAUUGGGUUUUAUUGAUAUUCGCAAUGAAUAUAAAUGAGGAAGACUUCGCAAAUUCAGAUGCGUGGCUUUCGGAGCAAUUGUUUGCACGGUUGAAAGAUUUCAAUACGGAUUUUAAAGAUAGAAACAAUGCAUCAACUCCGAUGAUAAAUGAUUCUUUUCAAAAUUAUCCUCAUGAUGCGCAAAAUGCUAACGGGAUACCAUUAAAAGAGGACGGCACAGAACCAAGCAAGAAAAGCCUAGAGUCGCUUGAUAUGAUUUUUAAAAAGAAUAAAUGUAGUCUGAACGAAACGUACGACUUGAAUUUCGAAGUGUUGGACUUAAGUACUACAGGUAGCAGAAUGCCAGUGGUAGGUCACGUUUCUCCUCCUAUGGUCGAAUUUACCACCACCAUGCCUCUAGUAUCCGCGCCAGUUGUUGCAGAAGCUGCUGCAGUGGUCAGUGAGGCAGCGAAGCAAAAUAUUUCACCUACUUUCGAUCCAACUGAAGAAGAAUUGAAAUUAUUAAAAUUUCUCGAAACACAACCAAAAAACACUUUUUUGGAUCCGAAAAUGUUUAUGCAAUCGGAAUUACCAUCCACUGCAUAUCGUAUAGUGAAAUGUGCAAAUUGUGAAUGUUUGUUUGAUAUAAUAUCUUUUCAAUCGCACGUUUGCGAUUAUGAUGAACAGCACAACUUAGUAGUACCAUCGAUAGCGGCGUCUAGCAACUUUGACAAGCCAGUUAGAUAUCAAUUUCUACUACCGGCGGAGCCUGCAUGCGUACGCUUGUUAAAAGAAAAUCAGAUACGUAUACGACGCUUUCUGAAAGAUGAACUCAAAUAUGACGUCAACGCUACUGGAAACAGUAGUACGGUUAGCAGUCUUCAUUUAAUUGUCAACACUAGCUCCAGUUCUAGUGGUCUUAACACACCAACAGAUUCUUCACUAUCCAGUAACGGUUCAACGAAUAAAAAACAAGAUGGUCCUCACGAUUGCACAUUAUGCGAAAGAAAAUUUGUACAUGCAUCCGGUUUGUUGCGGCAUAUGGAAAAACAUGCUCUGGAUUUAAUACCGACAACAGUAUUGAAUGGCAACAGUAGUGGCAAAACUCCGGUCGCGCAAGGCAAUUCAUUACGAAGUGUCAAUGGCUUGCGUCUGGUUAUUAAAUGUACAUUGUGCGGUCGUAUAUUUUUCGAACCGAAUGCGGCGUUUAAACACCUUUGCAGUCACUUUCCACUUUCAGACAAAAAAGAACCUGAUAACAUUGCUGACAUUCCCUAUGAAACUUAUGUAGACGACGCUUCGAAAUAUCUAAAGAUGGAGACCAAACGGCCUUCUCCGUCCAUGAAAACCUAUCAACACGAAAAAAUGGUUGUCUAUUUAAAAAUGACAAUUUUAAGUUGUGUUCUUCAGUGCGAGUUUUGCGAUUUAUUAUUUUCGGAAGUAUCGUUUUUAUUUUUUCAUUCGGCUUGUCAUCUACCCGAAAGGCCUUUCGAAUGCUUUGCUUGUGAUAUACAUGCAAGAACUUCAAAGGAAAUAUGUACCCAUUGGCAGGCUGAGUGUGUGUUCAUGCGUGAAAGUGUUAAAAUCUAUCACGCCACAACUCAACGCUACUUUGCUUGCAACGUUUGUGAGAAUAAGUUUCAAUCAUUAGAUCAAUUGCAUGGGCAUCGCUAUACUUCGCAUCAUUUUUUUCCUCGCCUUAAUAAGCGUUUGGGCGUUUUGCAAUUACCUUGCGAAUGCUGCGACACGUUUUUCCAAAAUGCCCAAGAGUGCGUGAAUCAUUAUGAGGCGAAACAUUAUAAGAAAUAUAAGCGAGAAAAAGAUGGUACUGGUAAUGUUAGCAAGACUCGACAAUAUCUAUGUGACAUUUGUGGUAAAUCAUAUACGCAAUCUAGCCAUUUGUGGCAGCAUUUGCGUUUUCAUCAAGGUGUUAAGCCAUUUGCUUGCAAAGAGCCCGGCUGUUGUCGAAAGUUUACUAUACGACCCGAUUUAAACGAUCACAUACGCAAAUGUCAUACCGGCGAACGACCAUAUCAUUGUUUAGUGUGUGGUAAACGCUUUCUGACCGGUUCUGUGUUCUAUCAACACCGGCUUAUACAUCGCGGUGAACGCCGCUACGAAUGCGAAGAAUGUGGCAAACGUUUUUAUCGGGCCGAUGCCUUAAAAAAUCAUCAACGUAUUCACACUGGAGAAAAGCCCUUUGGUUGUUUAUUUUGCACAAAGAAUUUCAGACAAAGAGGAGAUCGAGACAAGCACAUAAGAGCACGUCAUUCUCAUUUGGACGCCAAUGCCCGUCUAAUGAUGCAGAUGCAGAAAUUGCAAUUGGAGGCAGCGGCCGCCGUUGCAGCAGCUCAAGUUCAAGCUCAGCAAAAGCAAGAAACACCAAACGCAUUGGCGUCGUGGAAUUCAUUGCCCAUUAAUAAUAAUGAGAAUACUCUCCCAAGUCUCCCAAUUUUAUACGAUCCAACAAUGGCAAGUGAUCGCAAAGAUGUAGUUAUGGUGGGAAAUGUCGCUUUCCCUAAAAGCAUGUUUGAACCAAUAAUGCCCGACAUCGAUGAAGAAUUAGCUAUUAAAGCUAUGCAUCAAAUGCAGUAAUUAUUGUUUCAGUGAAAUUUCGUUUCUCAUUUUGUUUUAUUUAAAUAAUUGUGUAAUCAAAUGUUUUCUUUCUUUUUUUU
Messenger RNA from Glossina fuscipes, 5400 nucleotides. RefSeq lists its product as uncharacterized. Gene Ontology annotation, cellular component: nucleus. The transcript is spliced from 10 exons. NCBI's taxonomy places the organism in Eukaryota, Metazoa, Arthropoda, Insecta, Diptera, Glossinidae. Gene Ontology annotation, molecular function: acyltransferase activity, transferring groups other than amino-acyl groups. The coding region runs from base 188 to 5320 and encodes 1710 amino acids. The record is from RefSeq and is a predicted model, not a curated record.